Messenger RNA from Cinclus cinclus, 1815 nucleotides. RefSeq names its product CDK5 regulatory subunit associated protein 1 (gene CDK5RAP1). The record is from RefSeq and is a predicted model, not a curated record. Bases 26 to 1726 code for a protein of 566 amino acids. The transcript is spliced from 13 exons. Gene Ontology annotation, biological process: negative regulation of cyclin-dependent protein serine/threonine kinase activity; tRNA modification. Lineage: Eukaryota; Metazoa; Chordata; Aves; Passeriformes; Cinclidae. Gene Ontology annotation, molecular function: 4 iron, 4 sulfur cluster binding; tRNA-2-methylthio-N(6)-dimethylallyladenosine(37) synthase activity. Gene Ontology annotation, cellular component: cytosol; mitochondrion.
CCAAAGCGGCCCCUCGGCCGCGGCCAUGCUGCCCGGGGCCCGAACACUGCGGGCGGCGGGGCUGCUCCGUCCGCCCGGGACCACCCCGCGCACCGGGGCCGCCCGCAGAGCGUGCUGUGGGCCGGGACAGCGGCCGGUGGGGCGCGGCGUCUCGCUGCCUGCGGGACCCGACCUGCGGCAUUUCCUAAGGGCAGCUGCCGCAGGGCAGCCGGAGCCGUCGCCGGAGCUGCGGCCUGAGCCGGGGUCUACCCCCGGGGCCCCAAAAGUGUACCUGGAGACCUAUGGCUGCCAGAUGAAUGUCAAUGACACGGAGAUCGCCUGGGCCAUCCUGCAGAAGAACGGCUAUGCCAGGACAAAGAAGCUGGAUGAGGCAGAUGUGGUUCUUCUUGUCACCUGUUCUGUGAGGGAGAAGGCAGAGCAGGCCAUCUGGAACCGUCUGCAACACCUCAAGGCACUGAAGGCCCGGCGGCCCCAGGCUCGAGCUCCGCUCCGCAUCGGGAUCCUGGGAUGCAUGGCUGAGAGGCUUAAGGAGGAGAUUCUGCACAGGGAGAAGCUGGUUGAUGUCGUGGCAGGCCCUGAUGCCUACCGUGACCUUCCCCGGCUGCUGGCAGUGGCAGAGUCUGGCCAGCAAGCUGCCAAUGUCCUGCUGUCCCUAGAUGAGACUUACGCUGACAUUCUCCCAGUCCAGACUAGUCCAGGUGGCACAACAGCAUUUGUGUCCAUCAUGCGGGGCUGUGACAACAUGUGCAGUUACUGCAUCGUGCCCUUCACCCGAGGCCGGGAGCGGAGCCGCCCCAUCGCCUCCAUCCUGCAGGAAGUGAGGAUGCUCUCGGAUCAGGGAGUGAAAGAAGUGACCCUCUUGGGUCAGAAUGUCAACAGCUUUCGAGACAUGUCUGAGGUGCAGUUUCAGUCAGUGGCUGCCCCAGGCCUCAGCCGUGGCUUUAGCACAGUCUACAAAGCCAAACCAGGAGGUUUGCGCUUCUCACACCUGCUGGACCAGGUCUCUAGGAUUGAUCCAGAAAUGAGGAUCCGUUUCACCUCUCCACACCCCAAGGAUUUUCCUGAUGAGGUCCUGCAGCUCAUCCAGGAGCGACACAACAUCUGCAAACAGCUGCACCUCCCAGCCCAGAGUGGGAGCACACGAGUCCUGGAGGCCAUGCGGCGAGGAUACACCAGAGAAGCAUAUUUAGAGCUUGUGCACCACGUGCGUGACUCUAUUCCAGGAGUAAGCCUGAGCAGUGAUUUCAUCACUGGGUUCUGUGGGGAGACAGAGGAUGAUCACCAGCAGACAGUGUCCUUGCUGCGGGAAGUCCGCUACAACAUCGGCUUUCUGUUUGCCUACAGCAUGAGACAGAAGACCCGGGCCCAUCACCGGCUGCAGGACGAUGUCCCCGCAGAUGUGAAGAAGCGGCGGCUGGAGCAGCUCAUUGCCACAUUCCGGGAGGAGGCUUCGAGAGCCAACGCAGCACUGGUGGGGCAGGUCCAGCUGGUGCUGGUGGAAGGGCCCAGCAAACGCUCUGCCUCGGAGCUGUGCGGGAGGAACGACGGCAACAUCAAGGUGAUCUUCCCCGACGCUGAGCUGGAGGAUGCUGCCAAGUGCAAGGCUCCAAGCAGAGCCCAGCCAGGGGACUAUGUGAUGGUGAAGGUAACCUCUGCCAGCUCGCAGACCCUGCGGGGAGUUCCGCUCUGCCGGACCACCCUAUCCCGUGCUGCUGCUUCUCACUGAGGGAUCCCUGCUGCCCCUGGAUGGAAGCAGUGCAUAAUCUCCAUGAAGAAACAAGGAAGUGUGAUCAUGUGGAGAUAUGGUAGAACCAG